AUGACGGAUCGAUUGACAUCAGACAUGUCGUUCUGGUUGAAAUUCGUACGUGAUUCGAAUCUUACAGCUAAUAAUAGCACAAUGUUGAAAUACAGUAUGGCUUUAGCUGAUCGUUUUUCAAAUUUGGAAGAAUUUUCAGCAGUCAACGAGAAUGACUUACAAAAAUUGGGUAUUGUUAACCAAGCUGAUCGUGUUCGCUUGAUACAACAAGCUCGAUUGAUGAAUGAGAAAAGCAAUCAACAACCCUUUUUGCAAAGACGCUCGACCGCUGCUAAUCGUGUCAUUGGAUCGUGGCUUGGUGAUGAUCAGGUAACAUCACUAAAUCGAAACUCUUUAUCGAAAUCGGCAUCCAAUCUGUCGCCAGCAUUGCUAUCACGAAUAUCAUUUAACGAUCGACCAACAUCAGUUGUUUACCCAUUUGCUGAACCAGCGAAUGAUAUACGCAAACGCAAUUUCGGACAUUUAAUGGAACCUGAAGAAAAAGUUCUCACCGUUGACGAUAAUGGCAAAGUUCGAAGUUCGACAGCGUUAACAGCAUCACCGCCACUGGAGUAUCAGGGUGUAUUGAAAAAAACUCCAUCGACAUCAACUCACGGAAUGCGAACUGUGAAAUCUCUUUCGGAUACAAUUUCUAUCCAGAAAAAAGUUCCGAUGGCCGAUCGUUUAAAACGAUUGGAUUCUUCUACCUCAUUAUUCCAACGACAAACGUCAUUAAUAAGUAGAAAAGUGAGCAAUCUGGCAAACAAACUUGUCAAUCCGUUUGCGAUGAUACGAAAGAAAACGGAACCUUCGUUGUCAUCAACGACAAUAGUCGAUAGUCAAGUUGAUUUACGCACGAAUAUGAAACGACAGAUUUCUCUUGUGAAUGAUACACAUAAUACAACGGUAGCAUCACGGCGAACGGUGACGAUUAGUCCUUUGAAACGAUCAAGAGAAGACGAUGACGAAGAUCAACCAAUCGAGCGACGAAAAGUGCAAAUGUUGAAUGUGAAUCAAGAAAUACGAAGGCCAACAGGAUUGUUUUCAUAUGAAGAUCCAGAACCAAAACGUAAUACUGCACCUGUUCAAACAUUGGGUAGUAAACGAUUUAAACUUGGCGCAACAACAUCGUUUCUGACUCGUUCACUUGCUAAUCAUGGCCUUAUUGAAUGA
Molecule: messenger RNA, 1152 nt
Organism: Adineta ricciae
Lineage: Eukaryota; Metazoa; Rotifera; Eurotatoria; Adinetida; Adinetidae
Source: the annotation of a GenBank genome assembly